UGGAGAGGCUGUUUAUAAGACUCAACCCAUCCACACCAUUACUGAACAGGUUGUUUUGGUGAGUCUCAUGAAACAAAGAAUCUGUGAUGAUGAUCAAGCAAGCGCAUGUAGUGGUUGUGCCAUACCCGGCACAAGGGCAUGUCGUACCUCUCUUGAAGUUAUCACACAAAAUUGCUGAUUAUGGGAUCAAAGUUACAGCUGUUAACACGGAGUUCAUACAUGCCAAGAUCAUGAGUGCUAUGCCAGAUGACAAGGAUGAAGAAUUGAAAAACCGGGUAAGACUAGUUUCGAUUCCUGACGGAUUGGGACCCGGUGAUGAUCAGAGGGACGGUGUCAAAGUAAUGGAGAGUAUCCGGCGAGUCAUGCCGGGUCAUCUUAAGGAUUUGAUUGAAAAGAUUGGCCAAUCGGAGGAGAAGAUGAUUAGGUGUGUCAUAGCAGAUGCAACCCUAGGGUGGAUACUAGAGGUUGCAAAAGAUAUGGGAAUUGAGCAAGCUGUAGUGUGGCCUGCUGGACCAGGGGGUUUACUCAUGCUUCCUCACCUUCCAAAGCUUGUUGAAUUAGGGGUUUUAGAUAUGAAUGGAACUGUUUUGAGAAAUGAGCUCAUCAUCUUGUCAAAGGACGUUCCUGCUUGGAGCACCACCGAGUUUAGUUGGUGCAACACAAGUGAUCCCAAAUUACAGAAGAUUUUCUUUGAAAAUGUUCUGUCCAUCAACCAAAGUAUUGAACUCUCUACCUGGCUUCUCUGCAACACAUUCUACGAACUCAACCCGCCAAUUUGCCAGUUGGUUCCCAAAAUGCUGCCUGUCGGACCACUGCUCACGAGCGAUGAGCAGAGGCAUUCUAGCGGAAGCUUGAGGCUCCAGGAUUCAACUUGUUGGAACUGGCUCAAUGAACAGCCUAUAGGUUCAGUUGUUUAUGUUGCUUUUGGCAGCACAACAGUCUUCAGCCAAAACCAGUUCCUUGAAUUGGCCCUUGGUCUUGAACUUGCAGGCCGACCAUUCUUGUGGAUUGUUCGAUCAGACCUCACAAAUCGUUCAUUUGCCGAAUACCCAGAUGGGUUCGCAGAGAAAGUGGCUGGUUGGGGGAAGAUUGUCGAAUGGGCACCUCAAGAGAAGGUGUUAGGUCACCCAGCAAUUGCUUGUUUCUUUACACAUUGUGGUUGGAACUCAACAAUGGAGGGUGUGAGCAGUGGCGUGCCAUUUCUGUGUUGGCCUUACUUUGGGGACCAAUUUCAUAACAGAAGCUAUAUUUGUGAUGUCUGGAAAGUUGGUUUAAGGUUAGAAUACGAUGAAAAUAAGAUUGUAUCGAGGCACGAAAUUAAGAACAAGAUUGAGAAUUUGCUUUCUGAUGAUGAUAUGAAAGCGAAUAGUUUGAAGUUGAAGGAAAUUGCUAGAAAGAGCAUUGAGAAAGGUGGAUCUUCUUGUAAGAAUUUAGAAAGAUUUGUCCAACAUCUGAGACAGUGAUGAAGAUGAUGAUUGAUGCAACUAGUUUUUACUGUUUGUUAGACUCUGGCAAUUCAAUGCAUUGUUGUAAAAUCAUGAAUUGAAAUGUUAAUCGUUUUGGUGAAAUAAGAAAUGAUGUUUUCUAAAAUGCAGAAUGAAAAUAAAA
This is a messenger RNA of Camellia sinensis, 1608 nucleotides long. The record is from RefSeq and is a predicted model, not a curated record. Lineage: Eukaryota; Viridiplantae; Streptophyta; Magnoliopsida; Ericales; Theaceae.